AUGUGUGGUAUCUUUGCAGCCUUCAAGCAUGAAGACAUUCAUGACUUCAAACCAAAAGCUCUACAACUAUCCAAGAAAAUCAGACACCGUGGCCCAGAUUGGUCAGGUAAUGCCGUUAUGAAUUCGACCAUCUUCGUUCAUGAGAGGUUGGCUAUUGUUGGUUUAGACUCUGGUGCCCAACCAAUCACUUCAGCUGACGGUGAAUAUAUGCUUGGUGUUAAUGGUGAGAUCUACAACCACAUCCAACUAAGAGAGAUGUGCCCUGGUUACAAGUUUCAAACUUUUAGUGACUGUGAACCCAUCAUACCAUUAUAUUUGGAACAUGACAUCGACGCUCCAAAAUAUUUGGACGGUAUGUUUGCAUUUUGUCUAUAUGAUUCCAAGAAAGACCGUAUCGUUGCUGCAAGAGACCCUAUCGGUGUUGUUACCUUAUACAUGGGGCGUUCUUCUCAGUCUCCAGAGACCGUUUACUUUGCCUCUGAAUUAAAAUGUUUAACCGACGUUUGUGACAGUAUCAUUUCAUUCCCCCCUGGUCAUGUCUACGAUUCUGAAACCGACAAGAUUACUCGUUACUUCACUCCAGACUGGUUGGAUGAAAAGCGUAUUCCAUCUACCCCAGUUGAUUACCAUGCCAUUAGACAUAGUUUAGAAAAGGCCGUUAGAAAGAGAUUAAUGGCUGAAGUUCCAUACGGUGUUCUUCUAUCUGGUGGGCUGGACUCUUCUUUGAUUGCUGCGAUUGCUGCUCGUGAAACGGAGAAGGCCAAUACUGAUGCUAACGAAGACACCAAUGUUGACGAAAAGCAACUUGCAGGUAUUGAUGACCAAGGCCAUCUACACACGUCUGGUUGGUCGCGCUUGCAUUCGUUUGCGAUUGGUCUACCAAAUGCACCUGAUUUACAAGCGGCUAGAAAAGUCGCCAAAUUCAUUGGUUCUAUCCAUCAUGAACACACUUUUACAUUACAAGAGGGUUUGGAUGCUUUGGACGACGUGAUCUACCAUUUGGAAACUUACGACGUUACUACCAUCAGAGCUUCCACACCAAUGUUCUUACUCUCUCGUAAGAUUAAGGCUCAAGGUGUCAAAAUGGUUCUUUCCGGUGAAGGCUCAGACGAAAUAUUUGGUGGUUAUCUAUACUUCGCACAAGCUCCUUCUGCGGCCGAAUUUCACACCGAAUCUGUGCAACGUGUUAAAAACUUACAUUUGGCUGAUUGUUUGAGGGCUAACAAAUCCACCAUGGCUUGGGGCCUAGAGGCCCGCGUUCCCUUCUUGGACAAAGACUUUUUGCAGCUAUGUAUGAAUAUUGAUCCAAAUGAAAAGAUGAUCAAACCAAAAGAAGGCCGUAUCGAAAAAUAUAUUUUAAGAAAGGCAUUCGACACCACAGAUGAACCAGAUGUUAAGCCAUACCUACCGGAAGAAAUCUUAUGGAGACAAAAGGAACAAUUUUCCGACGGUGUUGGCUACUCAUGGAUUGACGGCCUAAGAGACACUGCUGAAAGAGUCAUUUCAGACACCAUGUUUGCCAAUCCAAAGGCUGACUGGGGCGAUGAUAUUCCAACUACUAAAGAGGCUUACUGGUACAGGCUGAAGUUUGACGCUUGGUUUCCUCAAAAGACCGCCGCCGACACCGUCAUGAGAUGGGUGCCCAAGGCCGAUUGGGGUUGUGCCGAGGAUCCUUCAGGUAGAUACGCCAAAAUACAUGAAAAACACGUCAGUGCUUAA
This is a messenger RNA of Saccharomyces paradoxus, 1719 nucleotides long. It is a transcript of the gene ASN2, whose product is annotated as asparagine synthase (glutamine-hydrolyzing) 2. Lineage: Eukaryota; Fungi; Ascomycota; Saccharomycetes; Saccharomycetales; Saccharomycetaceae. Gene Ontology annotation, cellular component: cytosol. Gene Ontology annotation, molecular function: asparagine synthase (glutamine-hydrolyzing) activity. Bases 1 to 1719 code for a protein of 572 amino acids. The transcript has a single exon. The record is from RefSeq and is a predicted model, not a curated record.